AGUCUAUUUCGAAAAGAAAGGUACAUAUUUUGAUUAAUAAUUCUAGGUUAAGUUUCCAGAUUAAAAAUUCAAGAGUUUGUUUAUUGAACAGGGAAAAGUAAACAGCUGUGUCGGUAAACUGUGUGUAAAUUUAUUUUUAUCAUAUCUACUGUUGAGCCUUAAUCAGACUAAGUGCUUUAUUUGAAAAUUAGAUAACAUGUGAAAAUCCAAAUAAUUGAAUUAACACCAAAAGUGGAGAUAAAACAGAUUCAACGUCGAUGCAAAUAGGUUGAUUACAUUUCAAUCAUUUUCAUUCAAUAUCCUGAUUAAAGAAAGACACACUAUGACUGGUAAUGAAAGGAAGAAUGUAUGUCCAUUGUUGAAAAAUCCUGAACAUUAUAAUCCUGAUACAGUCGAUCUUGUUACUAAUGCCGAAGAAAGAAAUUACUGGUUACCAUGUUUGGAACAAAUGGUGAAAAAAUUUGUCGGCAAAGCCCAACCUUUGAACCCGGAUGAUCCGAAAGCUACAGAAAAGGCGGAAAUAUGCUUCAAACAGUUCCAUAGCCUGAUCGAACAAGUUACUGAGGAUCCUUCAAUAAUGAAGCCUCUCAGCAUCCGAACGCUUCUAAACUUCAAUGAGGACAAUCUGCGAGCUAACAAAUUGGAAGAUGCUUGGUUGUUACAGAAAAAAACUGAGAGUUACCAGGCUUUGAAGGAGUUAAAAAAUAGGAUUGAUCACAUUGACUCGUUGGAUGAUUUUUAUGAAAAAUGGCUGGAAAUUAUACAAGGAGUCCUUGCUGGAAAUGUUUUUGAUUGGCCUGAACGAAUUUUUUUUUUUAAAUGGGUUGAUCAUUUCCAGAAAAAACCUUACAAAACUUGUGUUAUAUUCGUGGACAAUUCUGGCGUAGACUUUAUAUUGGGAAUACUACCUCUAACCAGGGAACUCCUUUCUCACGGCACGAAAGUUGUCCUAACAGCAAAUACCUAUCCCGCUUUGAAUGACGUAACUUUUCAAGAGCUGAACCUGUAUUGUUGCCAGGCAGCGGAACACUGUGAAAUACUGAAGGAUUCAAUAAAGAAUGGCCAGUUAAUUACGAUGGAGAACGGACAGAAGGGUCCUUGUUUGGAUCUCAGGGAUUUAUCAGAAGGGUUAUGCGAUGUGAUGAAAUCUGCUGAUUUGGUUAUCAUCGAAGGCAUGGGACGUGCAGUGCAUACAAACUUAUACGCUAAACUAACUGUGGACUGUUUUAAAUUAGCUGUGUUGAAAAAUGAGUGGUUGGCCCGAAGUUUGGGCGCACGGCAGUUUUCAGUGAUUUGUGAUUUUGAACCUGCAAGUUGAAUAAUUUUCCGUACCUGAUAUUAAAUAAUACUUUAAUUACA
This is a messenger RNA of Leptinotarsa decemlineata (Colorado potato beetle), 1359 nucleotides long. Its product is annotated as 4'-phosphopantetheine phosphatase. Gene Ontology annotation, cellular component: cytosol; nucleus. Gene Ontology annotation, biological process: coenzyme A biosynthetic process. The record is from RefSeq and is a predicted model, not a curated record. Gene Ontology annotation, molecular function: pantothenate kinase activity; ATP binding. NCBI's taxonomy places the organism in Eukaryota, Metazoa, Arthropoda, Insecta, Coleoptera, Chrysomelidae.